AUGCCGGCAUCGCACGAAUGCCCGCGUGCGACAGUCGGCGAUGCUGUGGUGCUGCUGUGUCCGCUAUGCGCCAAGGCCGUGCGACUGGUGGGCGACGAGGACCCGAAUGUGACGUGGGCGCGGCAUGAACGGUCCGGAUGCGAUCCCAGCAACCUGCAAAGGGUGGCGAACACACGCAAGUGGCCAACAAGCCGGUGUGCCGCACAGGGCGGCAAGGAGGUACGUUUCUCCAUUAACAACGUAACGUCGCACCUCGUUCUUCCUCUUCCCUUUUCUCCUCUCCCCACCUCCUCACCUCCCCCUUCCAGAGUGGCCAACAAGUGCCGGUGUGCUGCACAGGGCUGCAAGGAGGUGCUUUCGCCCGCCAACACAGUCACAACUUCCUUUCUGAUUUUCUCACCUCCCCUCCACACCUCCCCCUUUCUGUCUCCCUGCAGAGUGGCCAACAAGUGUCGGUGCGCGGCACAGGGCUGCACGGAGGUGCUCUCCCCAGCCAACACCGUGACUCUUCUCUUUUCUCCACUCCGCGCCUCCUCACCUCCCCUCUACAGGGUGACCAUCAAGCGCCGGUGUGCCUCACCGGGCUGCAAGGAGGUGCUCUCCCCAGCCAACACCGUCACAUUUCACCCUUCCUCUUCUCUAUUUUCCACUCCUCUUCUCCUCACCUUCCCCUUUCUCCUAUCCCCCUCCAGAGUGGCCAACAAGCGCCGGUGUGCGGCGCAGGGCUGCAAGGAGGUGCUCUCGCCCGCCAACACCGUCACCUGCCGCGACUGCUCCCGCCAAACCUGCCUGCGCCACCGCUUCGGCGCCGACCACGCGUGCUCGGGCAGCCAAAAGAACUUGCAGCCCGCUUCGUUCUGGGCAGCUGGUGGGGCGUACAGUGAGAAGCUGAUGGCAGGCGUGCAGGGCGCCAUGGCAGGGCUGAUGGCACCGGCUGGUGGUGCAGCUGGUGCUGGCAGCAGCAGUGGCGUUGGUGGCAGUGGUGCAGGCAAAUCAGCUGCGUGCAGUUUGGCAGUAAUGCUGGGCCUGGUAGUUCAGUGGCAGGGGGAAGCAGAAGCGGUGCAGGUCGGGCGGGUGGUGGCCAAGGGCCUGAGCAAUGCCCAAGAUGCGGGAAACGUUUUCCCGACCCUGUGGCUUUGGUUCGGCAUGUUGAGAAAGAUCAUGAAGGUGCUGUGGGGACUGAUAAGUGCACAAUAA
This is a messenger RNA of Closterium sp. NIES-65, 1197 nucleotides long. The record is from the annotation of a GenBank genome assembly. Lineage: Eukaryota; Viridiplantae; Streptophyta; Zygnematophyceae; Desmidiales; Closteriaceae.